Molecule: messenger RNA, 1345 nt
Organism: Contarinia nasturtii (swede midge)
Lineage: Eukaryota; Metazoa; Arthropoda; Insecta; Diptera; Cecidomyiidae
Product: zinc finger protein 283-like
Exons: 3
Coding region: 199-1095 (298 amino acids)
Cellular component (GO): nucleus
Source: RefSeq, a predicted model, not a curated record
AUAUGUCAAAAUAAAUGCAUUUGGAAAGCACGCCAGCAUCCAUUGCAUCGUCAAAAUCAUUGGAUUUACACUAAGAAAAAGAAUAAAAUUCCGAGUACCAUAACAUCGAAUUAAUUGACCGUUUGUUGCGAAUAGUGUCAUAAAAUUGAGCGACAAUAAAUUGCAGUGCAAAAGACUUAAAUCGAAAAAAAAGUGAAAAUGGAUCAACUCUACAACGUAUGGAAUUCGGUGCAACCAUUAUUACCACCACCAUCGUCGUCACGGUCGUUGAAUCAAUUUUCAACGCCACGAUUCGAUACAUUUACGCCAUUACAUCCCGUAAAUGCGGAUUUGAAUCCGGUUGGUAAUGCAUCGUCUGCAUUAUUACCACCGCCAUCAACAUUACAACAACAGCCGAAUCAAUCGAAUAAAAAUCAAAAUAUGUCCGCACCACCAAAUAAUGUGACGGCCGCAUCAAGUGGUUCAUCAAAAGUGAAAGAACAAUCGGGACCGCCACCCGGUCAUGUGCGUCGUUCCCGGCACGAAUGUAUGAUUUGUUACAAACCUUUCAGCAAUAAAUACAAUUUGGAGCGUCAUAUGCCGUUGCACGAUGAAAAGCAAAAAUUGUGGAAAUGUAAAACAUGCUUGCGAGCAUAUACCACCGAAACAAUAUUCCAUUCGCACAAACGUGUCCAUCAUAAAAACGAUGAACCGUCGACCAUUAGCUUCGAAGUGGUGUACGAACUUAGAAAAGGUAAAGUGUCAUUCAAAAAAGAAGUACCGCCAGGCAAAUGGGGACGCAAAUUAACAUCCGAAUGUCCGGUAUGUUUCAAGAAGCUGAGCAAUAGAUACAAUUUGGAACGGCAUAUGAAUGUUCAUGAAGAGAAGCAAAUGCGAUAUAAAUGCAAGAGCUGUGAACGAGCAUACAGCACAUUGUCUGCAUUUAAUUUGCAUAAAAAUAAAUAUCAUACUGCUGUUCAUCCAUCGACCGUUGAAUUUGAGGUUAUGUACGAGGACCGAAAAGAAAAUCCACGCAAAUCCGGCCAAUCAGCAUCCGAUCGUCGAUGUUCCAACUAUCAUGUAGAACAACAUAACAAAACAAAGCCAUGGAGCUGAAUUACAGCGAAUAGACCAUUGGACAACACAACAACUUGUCCACACUCAUACACAUACACACACACAAACACAUACACAUACACACACCUGAAAUAAUAAUAGCAUUAAUCGGAACAUUAGACUUAAGCAUACUGAUGAUGAGAAAUUCCAUAAAAAACAUAUAUGGAUUUAACAUGCAUUGACCAUUACUGAUGAACAAAAAUUAAUGAGUUUGUUUGAACUAAAAAUAAUUAUUUUGAUGCCACUUUUA